This is a messenger RNA of Metschnikowia bicuspidata var. bicuspidata NRRL YB-4993, 909 nucleotides long. RefSeq names its product thiamine transporter. The transcript is spliced from 2 exons. The coding region runs from base 1 to 909 and encodes 302 amino acids. Gene Ontology annotation, molecular function: thiamine transmembrane transporter activity. The record is from RefSeq and is a predicted model, not a curated record. Gene Ontology annotation, cellular component: mitochondrial inner membrane. Gene Ontology annotation, biological process: thiamine pyrophosphate transmembrane transport. NCBI's taxonomy places the organism in Eukaryota, Fungi, Ascomycota, Pichiomycetes, Serinales, Metschnikowiaceae.
AUGCAGACAAAUCCUGAACGAGCAGAUCAUCUCCGAAAAGGAUCAAGUGUUUCACCUUUGGAGUCCCUUAUUGCCGGUUCGUUAUCUGGCGCAGUCGCAAGAGCAGUAACAGCUCCCCUUGAUACUAUUAAAAUACGAUUUCAACUCCUGCUGCUUCGCGAUGAUGGAGUAACUGGAAUAGACCUAGUAAAGAAUCUUCUAAAGAAAGAGGGCUUCACCGCACUUUGGAAAGGAAACGUUCCCGCAGAGGCUCUAUAUAUAAUAUAUGGAGCAUCGCAGUUCACAACCUAUACUAUUUUGAAUAAGUGUUUCUCGGAUUUACAGAAUCAACGCAAGUUUUCAUUGAGCCAGCUGUCGCAUCUGCUUCUUGUGGGAAGUGGUACAGGGAUGGUCAGUACGUUUAUCACGUAUCCUUUUGACUUAUUGAGAACUCGCCUCGUGGCGCAUGAGUCCAGAGUUUUACUCUCAAUGACGGAUACUUGCAAGGAUAUUUAUCUCAAAAAUGGACUAAAGGGUUUUUUUGUGGGUAUUCAACCCACCCUUCUUUCGGUAACAGCCAGUUCCGGGCUAUUCUUCUGGUCGUACUCUUUGGCUAGAGAUGCGGUGGAUAGAAUAAACAACUUGUCGCCUGGUAAAAUAAGAGGUGUCGAGGCCAGUUGCGGAUUCAUAGCUGGUGUAACAGCGAAAGCAAUCACAUUUCCUCUAGACACUAUACGUAAACGCAUGCAAGUCUCUCUGUCGGGAACAGCUCACAGAAUAUUUGUGGAACACUGGCGCUCUUACGGUUUCGCAAAUUUCUACAGGGGAUUCCUUGUGAGUCUUCUCAAAACCGCACCGACGAGUGCCAUCUCGGUUGCAAUAUACGAGUAUUCCAUCUCCACGAUACGAGCAUUAUCUUCGCGUUUUUAA